Drosophila grimshawi is the source of this 2062-nucleotide messenger RNA. It is a transcript of the gene fax, whose product is annotated as failed axon connections. NCBI's taxonomy places the organism in Eukaryota, Metazoa, Arthropoda, Insecta, Diptera, Drosophilidae. The transcript is spliced from 5 exons. The record is from RefSeq and is a predicted model, not a curated record. Bases 288 to 1604 code for a protein of 438 amino acids. Gene Ontology annotation, cellular component: cytoplasm.
CAGUUUUGUUUUGUGAGCGGUUGCGUCUGGUUGGUGCGGUACCUUUACACUGUGCGCAAAUUGUGUGGUGCAUUUUUUGAAACUGUAGUGGUGGUGUAAACUGACUGACUUCGUCUCUCUCUCUCUUUCUGUGCCUGUGCUCGUGUGCUGUGCUCCGUAUAUUCCCGUGUAUGUGUGUGUGUGCGCCUGCAUUCGAACAAAAAGGAAAAGUGUGAAGAAUUUGAAAGAAAGAAAGCGCAACUUAAAAUCGCUGAAAAAGAAAACUAAUAAAAAAAAACUCAUAAAAAAUGGCAACCGAAGUAGCUUCAAUACCCGCUGAGGAAACGCCAUCAGUUGCAGCAGCGGCAGUCACAGAAAACGCUGCUGCUGCCGCUGAGCAGGCGGAAAAACCUGCUGCUGCUGCUGGCGCUGCCGCUGCUGCAGAGCCUGUCGUCGUCGCUGCUGCAGCCGCUGCUGCCGAGAACGCUGACAACAACAAAGAGGAUGGAAAGGCGUCGUCGCCUGCUGCUGCUGCGGAUGGAGCUGCUGCUGCUGGUGGCGCUGCCGGCGCCGCUGCCGAUGGGAAGAAAGAUGGUGGCGUCGAUUCUACGGUUGCAGCGAAAUCUGAGGCGAAAUCUGAGGCGCCCGCCCAGAAAUUCAAUGUGCACAAGACCAAUUUCGAGAAGGACAUCAUUUAUCUGUAUCAGUUCUCCCGAACCCCCCUGCUGCCGUCUCUCUCGCCCUACUGCCUCAAAGUGGAGACUUGGCUGCGUCUGGUCGCGCUCAAGUACGAGAAUGUGGAUCAUAAGAUGCGUUUCCGUUCCAAGAAGGGUCAGUUGCCGUUCAUUGAACUAAAUGGGGAAGAGAUUGCCGACUCGGCCAUCAUCAUCAAGGAGCUGUCGGCCAAGUAUGAUAAGAAUUUGGAUGCCGGUUUGACUGCGGAGCAACGCAAUGUUUCGUAUGCGACAAUUGCCAUGCUCGAGAAUCAUUUGAUUUGGAUCAUCUUCUAUUGGCGCGCCAAGUAUCCCGAUAAUGUCCUCAAGGGAUACAAAGUGAAUUUGCAGCAUGCGCUCGGCCUGCGUUUGCCCAAUUCCAUUUUGAAUUUCUUCUUUAAAAUAACAUUCGGUCGCAAGGGCACGAAAAAGCUAAAGGCGCACGGCAUCGGUGUCCAUAGCGCCGAGGAGAUCGAGGAGUUUGGCAAGAACGAUCUGAAGGUGCUCAGCGAGAUGCUCGACUGCAAGCCGUUCUUCUUUGGCGAUGAGCCCACAACCCUUGAUGUUGUUGCAUUUGCUGUGCUAUCGCAAUUGCACUAUCUGUCCAAGGAUAUUGCGUAUCCGUUGCGCGACUAUAUGACCGAGAAGUGCCCCAAUCUAAUUGGCCAUGUGUCGCGCAUGAAGGACAAGUGCUUCCCCGACUGGGAUGAGAUCUGCACAAAGCUCGAUCUGAAUGCGCACAUUCCCAAGCCAGAGCCCGAGACCAAGGAGGGCAAGGAGGGUGGCGAGCAGGAGAAAUCAAAUGAGCAGGAGGGCGCCGAUGGCGACAAGAUCGAGAAGGAGCUGGAGAAGGAUAAGUCGACCGAAAAGGAAUCGACCGAGGAGAACAAGGAGAAGGAGGAGACAAAGUAAAGCGCCGUUAGUUACAUCAUAUAUAUAAAUCUAUGUAUAUAUAUAUGCAAAAGGACGAUGAACGGAAUGGAAUACAACAAGAAGAACAAGAACAACAACCCCCCAAAAAACAUAUAUAUGUAUAUAUAUAUGUAGUACGAGAUACUAUUACUAUAUAUCUAUAGUAUAUAUAUAUAUAUAGUUAACGCACUGCGCUCAUAUAUAUUAUAACAUUCAACAAGCCAGAAAAAAAAAAUCAUUUAAAGCAUAGGACAACUGUAAAGCAAAACAGGCAAAAACAUAACAAAAAAAAGAAUGAUCCACUCAAAACAAAAAAAAAAGAAAAAGUAAAAAAAGGAAAACAAAAAACGUAUAUACAAUAACGUAACGUAAAAACUUUGGACAUCUUUUUUUAUAUAUAUACAAAGUAAAAAGAAAAAGAAAAACAAAACAAAAAAAAAAUACAAAAAAAGAAAAAA